AUGGUGGAUUCUACGGACAUGGAUAGAGAUGGUAGCGACAUUGAGGUCGAUUUAAAUAACGAUUUAGACACAAAUACGAGUAAUUUAAAUAAAGAAAAUGGUGAAGAUGGCUUCGAAUGUCAACAAAGAACUGACGACGAAUGGUUUCGUGGCUUUUUCGAAUCAGAUGGUGAACAUGAAGACGAGUUUGAUGGCUUCGACGUCGAAUGGAAGACUUCCAACUUUGACGAACGAAACGAGAGAACGUACAGUGAAAUAGGUGCUUCAACGUUUGUUCACCCUGAAAAUGCCCUGCCACAUAAUUAUUUUGAACUGAUCUGGGGUCAGGACUUGUGGCAGCAUAUGGUUACAGAGACCAACCGCUAUGCUGAAAAAGAGCGGACACGCAACCCACCACCACCAUUUGCUCCUUGUUGGGUUCCAGUAGACAUUCCAGCCAUGAAGGCUUUCAUUGGACUCUGUUUUUGUAUGGGAGUUCUUCGUCUACCGUCAAGAAAUGACUACUGGAGGGUAAAGAAGCGUAUGUUUCGUACUGCCUUCAACACCAUCAUGCCUCGGGACAAAUUCAAUCUGAUCUGGCGCUACCUUCACCUGACGGACAACGUUGCCCCACCUCCUGCCAGACCAGACAAACUUAAAAAGAUAAGUAUGUUGAAGUUCAAGGGGCGUCUGGGCUUUCGUCAGUACAUGCCAUUGAAACCAACUAAGUGGGGCAUAAAAGUGUGGACAUUGGCGGAGAGCGAAACUGGCUACAUCCACCAGUUCCAAGUCUACACUGGAAAGGAAGAAAAUCAGGAGAAGGGCCUAUCACACAGAGUGGUGACAGACUUGAUUGGCCAUCUGAACCAUACAAACAUUAGAGUUUUUAUGGCCAAUUACUACACGAGUCCGGCCCUUCUCACGGAUCUGUGCGGUGUGUACGCCUGUGGCGCAGUGCGCAACAACAGAAAAGGCUUACCAACUGCACUGUUGCCAAGGAAUGUUAUGCUGGACAAACACGAGUUCCUGGUGGCCCAGAAAGAUGACCUUUCUUGUUCCAUUUGGCAGGACAAAAAGUAUGUCAUGGUCCUGUCGAACUUUCACAGUCCUAAUGACAUGGGAACUGUCAACCGACGAUCUGGUAACCCAACACAACGAUCUGUGAAAGUUCCCAAAAUGCUUGCGGAUUACCAGAAGUUCAUGAAGUGA
Dreissena polymorpha is the source of this 1188-nucleotide messenger RNA. Its product is annotated as piggyBac transposable element-derived protein 4-like. The record is from RefSeq and is a predicted model, not a curated record. The transcript is spliced from 2 exons. Lineage: Eukaryota; Metazoa; Mollusca; Bivalvia; Myida; Dreissenidae. Bases 1 to 1188 code for a protein of 395 amino acids.